UCAAUUCAACACCUAAAGUCUCUCCUACGUCUCCCAAUCCGUGUGGCCAUCGACGACGGUCGAAUCUUCAUGGGGACGUUCGUGGGGACGGACAAGCAACUCAACAUUCUCCUCGUCAGCACAGAAGAGUUCCGUAUCGGAGCCGAUGCUGUGGAUGGCAAUCCGAAUGGUCGAUUCGUCGGGCAGGUCAUGAUACCUUGGAGGCUCGUCCGCAAGGUCGAG
Messenger RNA from Fomitopsis serialis, 222 nucleotides. RefSeq lists its product as uncharacterized. The record is from RefSeq and is a predicted model, not a curated record. The annotation marks the transcript as partial. Gene Ontology annotation, cellular component: NatC complex. NCBI's taxonomy places the organism in Eukaryota, Fungi, Basidiomycota, Agaricomycetes, Polyporales, Fomitopsidaceae. The transcript has a single exon.